Messenger RNA from Exophiala aquamarina CBS 119918, 674 nucleotides. RefSeq lists its product as uncharacterized. Gene Ontology annotation, biological process: transmembrane transport. The record is from RefSeq and is a predicted model, not a curated record. Bases 43 to 282 code for a protein of 79 amino acids. Gene Ontology annotation, molecular function: channel activity. NCBI's taxonomy places the organism in Eukaryota, Fungi, Ascomycota, Eurotiomycetes, Chaetothyriales, Herpotrichiellaceae. The transcript is spliced from 3 exons. Gene Ontology annotation, cellular component: membrane.
GGAAGUUAUUUUUCUAUUAGUGUUGUACCUGGUAGUGCUGCGAUGCUGGGAGUGUUGAUUGCAGGACUAAUAUCCGGAGUCCAUCUAAACCCCUCAGUAAUACUUACGUUCGUCGUCUUCCGCAGAUUCUCGCCAAAGGAAGCUGCACUGUAUUUUAUCGGACAGGUCCGUCGAUCCAUCAUCUAUGGAAACUAUCGUUGCCCCAUCGAUCAAGUCGAAGGGUUCAAUUUUCGAACCUAUAAAACAGCCAUCACAUUUAGCAUAUACCCACAGCUCUUUUGAUAAAGUCUGGCAAAUUCUUUUCGGAAUUCUUAGCUACAGCUGUACUGAUCAUUAGUAUCUUUGCUAUUGCUAACCCUCGAAGUCCCAAAACUGUUCACGAUAUGGCUCUUUGGCUGUUCCUCCUCAUCUUAAACAUCGUUGCUGCUCUUGGAUGGGAGACGGGCUACGCAAUGAACAUGGCACAGGAUCUUGCGCCUCGUUGUCUUGCCUACUUUACUAGAUAUGGGAACGAGGUAUGGUCGUAUGGAUACUACUACUCUUAGGUGCUAGUGGUGGCCCUUCUUUGCGGUGCAUUAACUGGUGGCUUCAUCUACGACCUACUUAUGUUUAAUAGCCCGUCUCCGGUAAAUAAGCCUUGGAUGGGAAUGUGGCCGAUGCCACGGUCGUCCAAA